AUGGAUCGUAUGGUCGAAGAGGCCAUACGCAACUGCUUCACCUGCCAAUCCAAUGACAAAACUGCCCGAACUCGGACUGCUCCACUUCAACCUGUGCCGUUGCCAGAGGGACCUUGGCAAAACGUCGCGAUUGACAUCACCGGACCUUUCGAAAAGGGUCCCCAGGACUGUAGAUUUGCUAUAGUUCUCAUCGAUUACUACAGCAAAUGGCAAGAAGUUGCAUUUGCUCGAACUGUCACUUCUAGCACAAUCAUUUCGAUGCUAAAUACGGUUUUCGCACGCGAAGGACUGCCCAAUGAAAUUGUCACUGACAACGGAGUACAAUUUACUUCAUCUGAGCUUGAGAACUUUCUGCACAACUGCGGAAUCAAACACUACAAGUCGUCGCUUUACUACCCAAGGGCAAAUGGGGAAGUAGAGCGUUGGAAUAGGGUUCUCAAACAGACCCUACAGCUUGCUUCACAGAAGAGGAGAGGGCGGAAAGAGGCAGUUGUAGAACUACUCUCUGCCUAUUGUUCAACGCCACACCAGACAACAGGGAAGUCACCAUCCGAACUACUGCACAAUCAGAAGCUGAUCACGCGUAUGAACAUUCGCCACGAUAAGCCACAGCAGCAGGAUGAUGCUGAACUUCGCAGUCGUGUUGCACAGAGACAGGAAAAAUCUCGCAGCUACACUGACUCAAAGCGUGGUGCGGUUAAUCCAAAGUUCAAGCCAGGAGACUUUGUACGCGUGAAACGACCAAACAAAGGGACAACCAAAUUCUCUACUCCACAGAAGAUUGUCAACACUAAGGGAUCAUUUACUUAUGUGUUAGAGGAUGGAAGAGUCUGGAACGCUUCAAAAUUAAGUCUAUGCCCUGUAGAAUUUAUAGCACAGGGUUAA
Messenger RNA from Patiria miniata (bat star), 885 nucleotides. RefSeq lists its product as uncharacterized. Gene Ontology annotation, biological process: DNA integration. Lineage: Eukaryota; Metazoa; Echinodermata; Asteroidea; Valvatida; Asterinidae. The transcript has a single exon. Bases 1 to 885 code for a protein of 294 amino acids. Gene Ontology annotation, molecular function: nucleic acid binding. The record is from RefSeq and is a predicted model, not a curated record.